Molecule: messenger RNA, 723 nt
Organism: Numida meleagris (helmeted guineafowl)
Lineage: Eukaryota; Metazoa; Chordata; Aves; Galliformes; Numididae
Product: adhesion G-protein coupled receptor G4-like
Exons: 3
Coding region: 1-723 (240 amino acids)
Source: RefSeq, a predicted model, not a curated record
AUGAAGAGGUCCACGCGUGUGCCCGGAGAGCCCCCCAUUGACAAGGCUCUUUGCAUCUUGGUGGUUGCUGCGGGACUGUUCCUCCUCGCAGAAACGCGUUCUCUGCAGGGAGAAAUACUGGAUUUACUGGGAAGGAAUGAUAAGUACGUGUCUCUGGUCAGCCAUGGCAUCCCUCAGCUGUGUCAGUUCACGGUGUGCAUCGAUCUGAACCGAACAGCCAACAUCAGCUCUUGGACAGCAUUUUCCUAUGACGCUAACAACAACUCCACUGACGUAAACGACUUAGAGCUUGGGCUCUCUGGAGAAAACAAGCAGUUGAGAGUGUAUCUUUUUGGCACCAGCCGAUACAUUGAGAUUGAUUUAGACCUUUUCACGUGGUAUAGCGUGUGCUGCUUGUGGGACACCAGAAAGCAACUGCUGGAAGUCUACUGUAAUGGUAAUCUGGUGUAUAGUGAAGCCAUAAACAGCACCGAGUGCCUGAAGCCCAAUGGAAGCCUGGUGCUGGGUCAUCUCCAUAAAAGAAAGGAUGGCUUUAUUGUACGAGUGAGCAACAGCUUCAUUGGCAGCUUGUACUACUUCCAAAUGUGGGACCGUGUGCUGCGUCAGGAGGAGCUGCUGGGCUGCCCCAUGGGCAAUGUUGUCAGCUGGAGGGAAGAGUACUGGGACUUCAGCAGCAUCCUUCCCGUCGCUGGCCAUCACCUUCGCUGUGGUUCAUCAAAGUGA